AUGUCAGCUUCCAAUGCGUCUCAGACAUGCAAGGAUUACAGCUUCAACCACCACCCCCUCCUGCCUAUCUACACCCUGAUAUUCAUCACAGGUCUGUUGCUGAAUGUGAUGGCCCUAUGGAUAUUCAUCCGCUAGCUGCGCCUGAAGUCUGUGGUGAUGAUCUACAUCUUCAAUCUGGCCGUGAGUGACCUCACCUUCACGCUCUCUCUGUCACUGCGACUCUACUACUAUUCCAACCACCACUGGCCCUUUGGUAACACCCUGUGCCAGGUCUCUGGCUCUGUCUUCCAGAUCAAUAUGUAUGGCAGCUGCCUCUUCCUCACGUGCAUCAACCUGGAUCGCUAUGUUGCCAUUGUCCACCCACUUCGCUGGCGGCAUCUGCGACGCCCCAAGGUGGCCAAGCUCCUUUGCCUGAUGGUCUGGGUUGUGAUCUUCACGGGCUCCAUCCCCACAGCCAUAGUCCACAAGCAAAACCACUGUGAGGUACAGAACCAGACUACAUACCUGUGCUUUGAAAGCUUUAGUGACAACAUGUGGCAGAAAAACCUCUUCCCCUUAGCCUUUCUGGCUGAAAUCUUGGGGUUUCUCCUGCCUGUCAGCUCUGUGACAUACUGCUCAAUCUGGAUCUUUCAGGAGCUCUGCCAGAGCAGCCAGACGAAGACCCUGCGACAGCAGAAUACUCUUUUCCUCUUGGUCAAUCUGGUCAUCUUCAUCAUCUGCUUUGUGCCCUACAACACUACCCUGGCAGUUUAUGGGAUGAUAAAGGCCCCAGUGAUUAAGGUUGAGCAAGAAACACAGGCCUCCGUGCACCAAGUCUUAAUUAUGACAAUGCUGUUGGCCAGCAUGAACUGCACGCUGGACCCCUUGAUCUACUACUUCAGUACUGAGGGUUUCCGUAACAUUAAGAAACUGCGGCGGGGACAAGCCUGGGACUCAGAUACAGGGAUGCUCAAGAAUCAGGCUGUGGAGAAUAAGUCAACCCGAGACCAUGCCUUCUCAAAACUAAAACAACUCCCAGCUGAAAACUUCAUCCGUCCCAAUGGAUCUUUGCCAUCACUUCCUAUGGCAGUAUUUUUGAACAGCCCUAUUGAGGACUCAGAAAUAUAA
Opisthocomus hoazin is the source of this 1107-nucleotide messenger RNA. NCBI's taxonomy places the organism in Eukaryota, Metazoa, Chordata, Aves, Opisthocomiformes, Opisthocomidae. The record is from RefSeq and is a predicted model, not a curated record.